AUGGAAGAAAAGUUAAAUGAAAUGGAACAAACUGGUAUCAUCACAAGGACAUCAACGCCAUACAGUAGUCCAUUGACAUUCACUCUUAAAAAAGACGGCUCAAUUAGAGUACUGCUUGAUGCCAGAAGCAUAAAUAAGAAAAUGGUUGCAGAAACAGAGAAACCACCUAUACAAUUAGAUGUUUUGAAUUCAUUUCACGGAGCAAAUUAUAUCACUACCAUGGACUUAAAUAAUGCAUAUUUUCAAAUUCCGAUAAAUAAAGAUGGUAGAAAAUAUACUGGAUUCACAUUCAAUGGAAAGUCAUAUGUAUAUAAUGUUUUGCCGCAAGGAUUAAAAACAUCAGUAGGAAGCUUUAGCAGAGCCAUGAAUUUAAUAUUAGGACCAGAAGUCCAAGAAUUUUGUGUGAACUAUUUAGAUGAUCUAGCCAUUAUUAGAACAGGAACGUUAGAUAAACAUUUGGAGCACAUUGAUAUUGUUUUAAGUAAAUUGAACAAAGCUGGCUUAACGUGUAACUUGCAGAAAUGUGAAUUUAUUUGUAAAGAAAUUAAAAUGCUGGGUUUUAUAAUUUCAACAGAAGGCAUAAAGACAGAUCCCGAUAAGAUUCGAGCGAUCCAAGAGUUUCCAGCACCUAAAAAGAUUAAACAAUUAAGGGCCUUUUUAGGUCUAUGCAAUUUUUAUAGAAGGUUUAUACCAAAUUACAGCGAGAGCAUAAUACCGCUCUGUGAAUUACUUAAAAAGGGACGAAAGUUCAAAUGGAGCGGUAAAGAACAGAAGGCAUUUGAUUUUAUAAAACAACAAUUUAUUAAUACAAUACAAUUGCAUCAUCCAGACUUUAAUAAGCCGUAUUAUUUACAAACAGAUUGUUCCGGUGUGGGUAUGGCCGGAGUACUAUAUCAGAUAGAUGAUAAUAAUGAAAUGAGAAUUUUAGGCUAUCAUAGUAAAGCCUUAAAAGGCCCCGAAUUAAAUUGGUCUGUUACUGAACAAGAGUUUUAUGCUGUAAUAAGCUGCCUAAAGAAAUUUGAAACAUAUUUGCGGGGCAGUAAAGUAAUAAUACUAACUGAUCAUAAAGCAUUAUUGUUUAUUAAUAAUAUGAAGUUAUUCAAUGGUAGAGUAACCCGAUGGAUUUUGUAUAUAGAACAAUUUAAUUAUGAAGUACAGCAUAUAUCGGGUAGACGUAAUAUUGUUGCAGAUCUAUCACGUUAUUCUCCUGAUGGCGAUUUAAUACAAGAGGAAAAAAUAAUAGUUUAG
This is a messenger RNA of Parnassius mnemosyne (clouded apollo), 1248 nucleotides long. Lineage: Eukaryota; Metazoa; Arthropoda; Insecta; Lepidoptera; Papilionidae. The record is from the annotation of a GenBank genome assembly.